GGUAGACCCUCAUUGGGACAUCACUGGUUGUCAUCUGGGGUAACUGAAGAUGCGUCUACUAGCUGAUGGACUUAUUUCUGACAGAUUUUUUUUUAACAUUUAGAUGAAUGCUGGGAGUGUCCCAGUUUAAUUCGGCACUCCAGUAGCCGCUGUUUGGCUUUCAACUUUCUUUUCUUUUUCCAGCCUGGAACGCAGGGUGAUGCGCUAACGCUGUAUGCCCGUCAAGAAAGAGGAGCAGGUCCCAGUAUCUCAAAAUAUGGACGAUACUCUCGGCUUGGGUCUGUCUGAAUGCGGUGCCAGUAGUUUUAGUGACCAACACCCCGAGACCCCACCCCAGUACCCCCUCUACCUGGCACCCGCCGUUCAGGAUGUACACAAAAGUCUCAAAGUGGCCAACAUUGUGGUGCAGCUGGAGAUGAAGGGGCUCUGGGACAAGUUCAACCAACUUGGCACAGAAAUGAUCGUCACCAAGGCUGGCAGGCGAAUGUUUCCCACAUUCCAGGUUAAAAUCUUUGGGAUGGACCCUCUAGCUGAUUAUGUCCUCCUCAUGGAUUUUGCUCCUGUUGAAGACAAGAGAUACCGAUAUGCAUUCCACAGUUCCUCCUGGCUGGUGGCUGGCAAGGCGGACCCCGCUGCCCCCGGCCGAGUGCACUUCCACCCCGACUCCCCCGCCAAGGGUGCCCAGUGGAUGAAGCAGAUCGUAUCCUUUGACAAACUGAAGCUCACAAAUAACUUGCUGGAUGAGAAUGGCCAUAUCAUUCUGAAUUCCAUGCAUCGCUACCAACCGAGAUUUCACGUGGUCUAUGUGGACCCCCGUAAGGAUAGCGAGCGCUAUGCUGCUGAGAACUUCAAGACCUUCCUCUUUGAAGAGACCCGGUUCACGGCGGUCACAGCUUACCAGAACCACCGGAUCACUCAGCUGAAGAUUGCCAGUAAUCCUUUUGCCAAGGGCUUCCGUGAGUGUGAAUCUGAGGACUGGAUGAGUGGCUCCUUGAUGAAUGCCUAUGGGCCAGCACAGAGUGGAAGGAAAGAGCAACGAGCGGAACCCGCAGCUCAAUGCUGCUCGCCACCUGCCCACCCCACUACAGUCUUUCUGGCUUCACCCACCAUAUGCAGAUAUGGUCACUACACCCAACUGUAUAGCGGGGAUUGAGAACUCCAGGGGUCUUUCGGUCUUCAUGUGUGUCCACCUCUUACCUGUCGGGCUCAACUUAGUAGGCUCUCCUGUGCCAGUCUUCUGUGUCGGCUCUGUGUUUGCUCCUUCCUCAAUAAACUG
This is a messenger RNA of Erpetoichthys calabaricus (reedfish), 1276 nucleotides long. Its product is annotated as T-box transcription factor TBX1. The transcript is spliced from 8 exons. The record is from RefSeq and is a predicted model, not a curated record. The coding region runs from base 215 to 1153 and encodes 312 amino acids. Gene Ontology annotation, molecular function: DNA-binding transcription factor activity, RNA polymerase II-specific; RNA polymerase II cis-regulatory region sequence-specific DNA binding. Gene Ontology annotation, cellular component: nucleus. Gene Ontology annotation, biological process: regulation of transcription by RNA polymerase II; cell fate specification; positive regulation of DNA-templated transcription. Lineage: Eukaryota; Metazoa; Chordata; Cladistia; Polypteriformes; Polypteridae.